GUGGUAGAAGUAAUCAUUCCACGACUUACUGCUACUAUAGGCCAAAUAAUAUGCCUUUUGAUGUUUCAAGCUCACAGUGGAGAGGGUACACAAAUUUUCCUUCGUCUUUCCCAUGGAAUCCUAUGAUGCCUGGUGUUCCACAGUACACUAUGCCUUUGUAUCAAGGGUAUCCUAAUCAGUCAUCUAGAUUUCCUGCUCAGAACUCUGGUGGCUACAGAUUCAGUGGUGGGUUUAGGUCUCCUAGUGGACCUGCUCUACCCAUGCAACACUCCCAGUCCAUAUCACAGAUGCCAUCACCUCAACAUUUAACACAUCAGCCUUCAUUUGCUGGUUUCACUGAGAGUUUUGGCAUGCCUUCUUUCUCUGGGCCGUAUGGUAGUUGCUACAUGCAGCAAACUCCUUCUGCACCCUCAGUUGUUUACAAUGCUGAUUCCUACAACAGUACUGCAUCACAGCCAUGGUAUUUUGAUAGUGGGGCCACCAACCAUAUUACCAAUAACUUGCACAAUCUGAAUCUGGAACAUUCGCAACCCACAAAUGUGAAUGAAGGUGUCUUGGUUGGUAAUGGGAACACAUUGCAAGUUACUCACACUGGACAAGAACACUCAUCAAGUCCUCUACAAAGGCCCUUGUCACAAGGGUUUGUAUCCCAUUCUGAACCACUCUAAAGCUGCUUCAGCUACUGCUCUUCUUAGUCAAUCAUCUUCUGCAGAACUGUGGCACAGAAGGCUUGGGCAUCCAAGUACUCCUUUGUUUACUUCCUUAAUCAAACAAUUUAGUUUGCCUGUUGGUACUUCUACUUUAGUUGAGUGUCCUUCUUGUCGUAUGGCUAAGAGUCACAAACUUCCAUUUCCUAUUUCCAUUACUCAUACCACUGCUCCUUUUCAAUUAGUACAUAUGGAUGUUUGGGGACCUUCCCCCGUUGCUUCUAAUAAAGGUUUCAAGUAUUAUCUUUUGGUUAUUGAUGAUUUUUCACGAUACACUUGGUUGUUUCCUAUGCAUUACAAAUCUGAAGUUAAGUAUAAGAAUUCUAGUUUCAAAGCUUAUGUACAAACUCAAUUUGGCACUUGUGUCAAAACUGUUAGAAGUGACAAUGGGGGCGAAUUUCUUAAUCACUUUCUUCUUCAUUUGUUUCUUUCAUCUGGUGUCAUACAUCAAACUACCUGCCCCCAUACACCUGAACAAAAUGGGCUUGUGGAAAGAAAACAUAG
Molecule: messenger RNA, 1211 nt
Organism: Rhododendron vialii
Lineage: Eukaryota; Viridiplantae; Streptophyta; Magnoliopsida; Ericales; Ericaceae
Exons: 2
Coding region: 51-668 (205 amino acids)
Source: RefSeq, a predicted model, not a curated record